Messenger RNA from Egretta garzetta (little egret), 1131 nucleotides. RefSeq names its product probable E3 ubiquitin-protein ligase makorin-1. Gene Ontology annotation, molecular function: metal ion binding; ubiquitin protein ligase activity. The annotation marks the transcript as partial. Gene Ontology annotation, biological process: protein polyubiquitination. The transcript has 6 exons. NCBI's taxonomy places the organism in Eukaryota, Metazoa, Chordata, Aves, Pelecaniformes, Ardeidae. The record is from RefSeq and is a predicted model, not a curated record.
UUUGCCCGUGGAUCCUGUCGAUGGGGCCACAACUGCCGCUUCUUGCAUGACCGAAAGUCAGCCCAGAUCUGCCGGUACUUCCAGAGCGGGUUUUGCAGCUACGGAGAGCGGUGCAGCCGCGGGGGCUCGGAGCCUGGCAGCGUGCCUGCGGCAGUGACCCAGGGCCGGCAGGGAGCCCGGUGCGGCUCAGCCCACCCUGUCCCCAGCGGGACGCACGUGACCUUCAAGUUCCCAAGCGCGGAGGUUGAGGAGGAAGAAAAAUACAAGGAGAACAUCCCAGCACCUGAUAACAGCCCCCAUGGGGCCACCAGCACAGAAUUUCUCCCCACACAAGCUCGGGGUGCCUCAGGUUCCCAGCCACAAGGGCUGGGACUGGAUCCAAAUCCUCCUGACACCAGAGAGGCAGCGGUGGAGACAGCGACGUGGACAGACCCUGCAGAGGUCCCCACAGCGCCGGGCGCUGCGGCAGCCCCGGUCCCCACCGCGGUGCUGAGGGCCCGGAGCGAGGCCGUGGUGUGCGGCAUCUGCAUGGACCGGGUGUACGAGAAGCCGCUGCCAGAGGAGCGGCUCUUUGGGAUCCUCCCGAACUGCAGCCACGCGUACUGCGUGGGCUGCAUCCGCAAGUGGCGCCGCAGCCGGGACUUCCAGAGCGUGGUCAUCAAGGCCUGCCCAGAGUGCCGGGUCACCUCCAGUUACUACAUCCCCCACAAAUACUGGGUCUCGGACGUGGGCGAGAAGGAGAAGCUCAUCGAAACCUUCAAGGCGCGGACGGGGAAAAUCAGGUGCAAGUUCUUUGUCCGGAACCGUGGCCGCUGCCCGUUCAAGUCAGACUGCAUCUACCGGCACGAGCUGCCCGCCAGCUGGCAGCCGCGGCGCAGGCGGCAGCGGUCGAGGAUGCCGGUUGUAAGUGGGGGGGCAGCACAAUCUGGGGGAGCACUGCGCGGCUCGAGGCCGGGGCUCAUCCUCCCUCCUGUGCUGCAGGAGUUCAGCCCUUCUUCCUCGGAGAGCUCUGACGAGGAGGAUGAGGAGCUCCGCAUGCUGGAAUGGGCUCUCACCCUGAUGGAGACAGGCUUGCGGUACUCGAGUUAUGGCCACGAGAUGUUCUUCAGUGACUUCAGCGACUCCGACUAA